Molecule: messenger RNA, 2959 nt
Organism: Diatraea saccharalis (sugarcane borer)
Lineage: Eukaryota; Metazoa; Arthropoda; Insecta; Lepidoptera; Crambidae
Source: the annotation of a GenBank genome assembly
GGUAAUACUCUUUUGAAAAUAAACUGUCAUAACAAAUGAGAUUUUUAAAGGUUAUGUUUGUGCAGUUUUGUAUUAAAUGGUAUUAUUUGUUAGUUAUAAAAUAUACUAUUAUUUUUCUCUCUGAUUAAUAAUAAAGUUCAUAGGUCAUUUUUAUAAUGGGUUUAACAAAACAAUAUCUACGUUAUGCACCGAGUGGAACAUUUAAUGUGAUAGCAAGUGCAGAUUGUAACUGUUCACAUGUUUCCUUAAAUGGUGUAAGUGGUAGAUAUGUUGCCGUGGGUGCUUGCGAACAUGUUAUUAUUUGGGAUAUGAGGUUAGGAGAGAAGGCUCAAUUACUUCCUGGAGAAAAUAUUGUCGUAUCGCAACUGACUGCCAGCCCCAGUGGCAAUCACAUAGCAGUUGGUUAUGUUGAUGGGAAUAUUAAUGUGUUUGAACUAACAAACAAUGAAAUCAUCUGUGUGUUUGCCGGGCACAAAUCGGCAGUCACUUGCUUGCAGUAUGAUGAUCAAGGUCACAGAUUGAUUUCUGGAUCUAAGGACACAGAAAUUAUCCUCUGGGAUGUUGUAUCUGAGACUGGCUUAGCUCGAUUCAGUGGUCACAAGGGUAUUGUGACUAGUGUACUAUUCAUCAACAGCAAAAACUGCAUCAUAAGUUCAUCUAAGGAUACUUUUGUAAAAUUUUGGGACAUUGAAACAAAACACUGUUUUAAAACUUUAGGUGGUCAUCAAAUGGAGGUUUGGUCAGCUGUUCUUCUAAAGGAGGAGAGAUAUCUAGUAACAGGUAGUAUGGACCAGGAGCUUAGAGUAUGGAAGCUCAAUUGGACUAAUGAUAUAAAAGAGGAAGAUAAAAUAUCACAGCAGCUUGAAAUAGUUAAACUGGAGGAAACUGAUGACAUUGAGGAUUCAUCUGUUUUACAAUGUCAUCAAGUAGGUACUCUAAUACGAGGAGGUAAGGGCCGUGUUGUAGGUCUUCACACAGAUCCUGGCCAAACUGUGUUAGCUUGUUUUGGAACAGAUUCCUUACUUGAACUUUUUUCCUUUUGUUCUGAUGAGGAAGCUAAAACUAGAAUGAAUAAGAGGAUUAAGAAACAAAAGAAAAAAAUAGCGAAAUUAAAAGAAAAUGGAGGAGUAGAUGAAGAGGCAGCAGAGGUGGUUGAACUUUUAACACUUACAGAUGAAGUCCGAAGGUUGACUUCAGUUAAAUUAGGAGCUAAGAUAAAGUCAGCAACACUUCUAUUAGGAACCACAGGAGAACUCAGAGUUGGAAUAUCUCUUGCAAACAACACAGUUGAAUUACAUAGUUUGAUGUUAGAUGAGGCCAAUGAAGUGAGAUGUUUGAAACAAAUAACACAACCUGGACACCAAAAAGAGCCUCGCUGUGUAGCAAUAAGUUCAGACAAUCUUGCUAUUCUUUCAGCAUCUGCUGAUUCCAUCAAAUUAUGGAAUAGACCGACCCAAAUGUGUUUGCGCACCAUCCCGAUGAGUGGUGGUCGCGCUACGUGCGCGUGCUUCGCCCCCGGUGAUCGCUACGCGUUGGUGGGUUGCGCGGGGGGCACACUGCUCGUGGUGGACGUGGUCGCGGGUCGAGUGCUCGAGCAAGUGCCCGCCCACCAGGGGGACUGCUCCUGCGUCGGUCUUACACCAAAUAUGCUGAGUUGCUAUUCUGGCGGAGCAGACAAAACGGUAAAAUUGUGGCAAUCUGAACUAAUAGAAGAUCCAACGGGCGAAUCUAAAGCAAAGGUAUUGUCAUUAUUGCACACCAGAACAUUGGAAUUGGAAGAAUCAGUACUGGCCGUUAAAAUAAGUCCGAAUAGUAAAUUUAUUGCGGUUGCUCUUCUCGAUUCUACAGUGAAAAUAUUUUUCCUAGACACAUUUAAGUUUUUCCUCUCUCUUUAUGGACACAAGUUGCCAGUUCUGUGUUUAGACAUAAGUUAUGAUUCGAAUAUAAUAGCGACUGGUUCAGCUGACCGAAAUGUUAAAAUAUGGGGUAUGGACUUUGGUGAUUGUCAUAAGUCAAUAUUUGCUCACAACGAUUCGGUGACAGCCCUACAGUUCGUGCCCGGUACACACUAUUUCUUCACUGCAUCUAAAGAUGGAAAAGUGAAACAGUGGGAUGCUGAUAGUUAUGACAACAUAAUCACACUUAAUGGUCACGCGGGGGAGUGUUGGGGCGUGUGCGUGGGCGCGGGAGGGUUGCACGUGGCUUCGUGCGGCGCCGACCGGGCGCUGCGGCUGUACGCGCGCACGGAGGAGCCCCUCGUGCUCGGCGACACCGAGGAGCAGGACGAGGGCCUCGCCACAGGGGAUACACACGCCCCUGUACCUGGAUUACCUGGUUUGAAUAUGCCCACGAAGAAAACUAUAGGUGCUGAAAAAGCUGCGGACUCGAUAAUGGAAUGUAUAUCAGUGAGUACCGAGUAUACUCGUGAACUGAAAGAAGCGCGCGGCCAGUAUGUUCAGCCGCCCAUACUGAUGGCUGCGUACAACUGCACUACAACCGAUGACUUCCUACUAGAAACGUUAAAAAAAAUACGCUCUAGUGAUUUAGAGGAGGCAUUGUUAUUGCUACCGUUCAGUGCGGCAUGCGAGGUGGUCCGUUCCUUACCUUCGUUGUUGGAGCGCGGAUCUGAUAUAGAGUUGGUGUGUCGCACCGCCAUAUUUCUGACGAAAAUACACCGCGCCCCACUGUUGGCCAACCGCGCUUUAUUAAAACACAUGAUACAGAUACAAGCGAAAGCCACCGUGAGACUACAAGAGCUGAGGGAUAUGGUUGGUUUCAACAUGCACGCUUUGCAAUGGAUGAAACGCGAGGCGGAAGCUGCGGAAAGCGAACAGCUAUUCAAAGAGGCGACAGACGCGAGACGUACGCGCGACAAACGCCGAAGGACGAGACAAGCUGUCAAACGACCCAUCGUUACAGUUACAUGAAACUAUUCAAUAAAUAGAUUUUGUAUAUAGAU